AUGUCCACCGCCCACCGACCCACCUUCGCCGCAGCCAAAGGUCGAGAAUCCAAAUUCCACAACUCGCAGCGACGUUCCCACUUCUCCCUCCCACAACAUACAAAGCUCAAGUUCCGCCAACCUGCCCAAUCUGCCUCUGCAUCCUCGUCCUCAUCUAUUGCACCUGAUUCUUCGUCGAAUGUUUCCGUUGCGCCUUCCAUUGCAGGUCCGAGUGUGACCAAGAGGAGAGAUCUGAAGCGGGAGUUGGAGGUAGCCGAGUGGGAAGCGAAGAACAAACGAAGAGCUAAGCAAGGUCUUGAGCCUUUGCCGCUGCCUGCAUCUCGAGCGGAUGAAGGGGUAGAAGAGGACGAUGAGGACGGAAAGAGAAGAAGAGAAGCGAUUGCAAAGGCGAUCGAAUUGGAUCGUGAUUCAAACGACGACGACGACGACGACGAGUCUGUCUCUUCCGAUAAUCCAUCCGAAGCAAAACCACCCAAUGACGAUGCUUCGGCCUCCUCAUCAUCCGAGUCCGAUUCCGAAUCUGGAUCAGACUCAGGUUCCGAAGACGAACAAACCCAACUUCUCCUCGAACUCGAAAAAAUCAAAGCAGAACGUCUAGCCGAAAAAACCCGUCUCGCCCACCUCAACGCUGCCACGGAAACCCUCUCCCGACAAGACGAGAUCGCCCGUGGAAAUCCCCUCCUCAACCUGCAAAAUGCCUUCCAAAGAGACACACCACAGCCCUUGGCGACAGAGGAUUCUCCCAACUUCGCAGUGUCAAAGAGAUGGGACCACGACGUCAUUUUCAAAAACCAAGCUAGCGCUGCUGGAAAUACGGGUAGACAGGAUGGCAAAGGUGGAUUCGUAAAUGAUCUGACCAGGUCCGAGUUUCAUAGGAAGUUUAUGCAUCGGUAUAUCAAGUAG
Pseudozyma hubeiensis SY62 is the source of this 903-nucleotide messenger RNA. RefSeq lists its product as hypothetical. Gene Ontology annotation, biological process: mRNA cis splicing, via spliceosome. Gene Ontology annotation, molecular function: RNA binding. The transcript has a single exon. The record is from RefSeq and is a predicted model, not a curated record. Bases 1 to 903 code for a protein of 300 amino acids. Lineage: Eukaryota; Fungi; Basidiomycota; Ustilaginomycetes; Ustilaginales; Ustilaginaceae. Gene Ontology annotation, cellular component: catalytic step 2 spliceosome.